AUGACGUCAGAGUCUGGAAAAGCCUGGACACUAGUCAUGUCUUGGGCCACACGCAACAAAGACAUGGCAGAAUUUAAAACGAAUGCAUUUUAUGUAGAUUCCCCCGUGGAUGAAAGUUUACCAAACUGGAACAGAUACCGAAUGAGUUCGAACAUGAUGAACGAGCUUAGUGCCCAGUCCACUCACUGGCGAGCGACCUGCAGUUUUCCGACCCAUGGCAUUGACUAUGUUGAUUACGUCAGAGAAAAAUUUGUAGAUUUUGACGUCAUAAAUUUUGUAGGAUCUGGUGAUUGCGAGAGUGUAGAAUACGUGAAUAUCCGUGGCCAUCAGUGUAGUGAUUGCAGUGUGCCGUGGUGGCAAAAUUCUGGCGAUGGUCUUCACACUGAUAGUUCUUAUAGCUCUUGUUCUUAUAAGCCAUUGGCACGUGGGAACGAAGAUAAUUUUGGCCACUAUGGCGAAGUAAAUUCAAAGUUCCGCUGUACUGCUGACGCAAGUGCGACAACAAACUGGUGGUUUGGUGGAAAUGUUGCAUAACAUUGCCGGAUUUAAAGAAAUUCUCAAACUUGCAAAAAUCAAACACAUUACAGCUUUUGACUGAUCACUACUGAUUUUAUAUUAAUUAUAGUUACAGUUCAUGAUCCCAAAUUUAAUUGACUUUAAAUAACGUAAACCUAAUGCUUUAUUGUAAUUCUGAAAAAGUUGAAUAAAAAGUUUAAAGUUUUGCUUCUAUUUUUAAAAUUUUAUGCUAACCAACAUGCUAAGCAUGUCGAUAUCUUGUUUAGCUCAUAUGCAAUAGUGUUAUUAGUGUGAUAAACGAAUUAAUGUUGUUUAAUUCCUUUCAUUUCAAGGGCAGUGCACAUUUUUGCUUUCAGUUUUUCACAUUUGCACGGUGAACCUUAUCCUAGCGAGGUAAGUGAUGGCAUCAUAGUGUGACUUACUCAGUAUGAUUUUAAAUUUUCGCUCUUUUCACUCCAGGCAGUCCGCCAUAAUUUUAAGAUCAGUGGUAAGAGAUAUAGUCAACACUUCUUGACUUAUCAUCACGAAAUGUUUCCCUUCACCCAGGUAUAAAUAGCCGAGUGGCAUUAGUACCCUCGUCCAAAUCACUCAAGGAGUCAAGGAUAUAAAUGUGUUGCAGUCAUUUCACAGACCGUUUUGCGUUCCCUAUCAAGCCCCCACCUACCCCGAAUCAGGGAGUUUCCUGUUUAGUUGUUAGCUGUUUCCUAGGUUUUAAUUAUAUAUUCAAUUUAAUAUCUGAUUCUAAUUUCAUUUGUUUCCAUUUCAGACAUUCCAUUACGUUCAAACAUAUUGUUUGUCUUGCGCCUGAAGUCUCAGAAAAUCAUUAAUUUAAAUUAAACCUCCCCAUUAAUAAAUUUGAAAGGCAACGUUCAGCGAGAAAGGCUGCCUUCCAGUUAAACCCAUUUUCCACCAGGCGAAUUUGUUCGCGCGAACAGUAAAAAAGUAGGAACUGAUCCAACAGUGCAGUGCGUUCGAUCGUUUUACAGAAGAUGAAAUCUCACAAAUUUAUUCAUUUUACUCAUCUUGCAAAACAUUGAUAGAUUGUAUAGAAUGGUUAAAUCUCAGUGAGAAGGCUUGUAUAAGCACAUCGAAUGUGUUUUUUUUCUGUUAUUUCAAACAAACAACCAGAAAUCGUUAUUUCACGCAUCUUAAAAAACGUUUGUUUUAAAUCAUGACAAAUUAACUCUUGUUUCUCUAGAAUCUAGAUGCUGGUUCGCUAUAAAUAGGUUGAACAAGCUGGUUUUUGAACAAUGUUCGAGAAGCGAGUGUUAUAUUUAUCGUAUUUUAUAUCAAAACAUUAACAAACAAAACAAAAAACCUAAAAUAUAAACAAAAGUUCCAGUAACAUGUGUCCUCGCAGUUUGGGCCUGGGCCCUUCCUAAAGUAGCUUGCAUAAUAUUGAACUCAGUAGACCGCGACACCCCCACAUUUUUGGCUCUGCUUUUUUGGCAUCCCGCGCAAUCAUCACGUGAUAUCUCGUACCUGUAUGUACCAACCGGUCUUGAAAAACAUACAGGCCCGCAUUCUGCCAAAGUGUAUGCCGACACUAUAUUACAAGACUUACAAGAUCGAGAUCACAUUUUCGGUAAAAGGGAAAUCAUAAGUAUUUAUGGAGCUCUAAAAUGAAGAAAUCUGGUUGAAUUGUUCCAUAUAUUUUGUUGCAUUGACCUUCGUUCGGACGUCUGUGACCUUGUUUACGUUUGAAUACAUUGACAGUUGAGUAACGAAUUUCUGGCGUUAAAUUCUAAACUACGCACCUGAUUGUUCAAUAAAAUUAGAAACCCCGGCAUUUAAUUAAUUUACCCGCCAGACUGUCAAACUGAAACUUGCAGGUUUUCACUCUCUGGCUGCAACAAAUUGCGAUCACGAGGUCCGGAAAUAUUAAUUACGAGGUUUGAAUACAUCACGUGGCGUCUCUUUGGCAUGUGGCGAGCAAAAAAAGUGGAGGUGUCACGGUACUAUACUAUACUUCUUUACAGCUAGUCAAGACUGAUGUUCAAGAAUGUUUGCGCUUACUUUCUUUGCAGUUUUUGUGCUUUUUGCGAACGAAAGCAAAGCACUAAACGCAGAAGGUAUUUGUUGCGAGGAAAUAGAAUCUUUGUUGAAGAACAAAACAACUGCAUACCAAACUGUGUGUUUGGGACGAGCGAGAAGGUUGUCGAGGAACUGUUGUAGAAAUAUCAAAAUUGAAAUCGAGAAACAUCGCCAUGCCUACAAGACGUUGUGUCCAACAGUUGCAAAACCUGUGACAACACCACCGUGAACAACAACGGCAACACCACCGUCAACAACAGCGGCAACAACAACAGCGGCAACAACAACAGCAGUAACUAGUUCACCCUCAACAGGUAUGUUUGUUUUUAACGGGUUUUUACCCUUUUGUUUAAACAAAUCCACGCGCCCUUUGCCUCACACUGAUAAUAAUAAAGAGUUAUUGCUCGUGUUCCAGGUGAGCUUGAGCCUAGGUUUCGUUGUGUUGAAAAUUUGUAGGUGGCGUUUUGGACUUCGUUGACCCAGUAAUGCAUUGCGCACUUCUGAUCCUGAUUUCGCAAUAUGGCCACUGCGAGAAAUGGCGGAAUAUAAUUAUCAAUAUUAUAAACAUCAAUAUUAUUCAAAGAAGAGCUUUGAGAAUUAUUUUACAAGAACUUAGCUAUAACGAUGCACGAGAACUUAUUAAUAUUCCAUCCUUGUAGGAACGUCGUGAGAUUUUAUGCGAACAGUUCUUUUUGAGAGAUGAGAACCUUCAAAAAUUGGAUGAAUUUUUACCUAAUAAAUCCUCUUCGGUUUAUGAUACGAGGGCAAAUUGUAAAUAUAAUAAUUAUUAUUGUAAAACAGAACGUUUUAGAAAAUCCUUCUUACCACAAAUUAUUUUGAAGCACGAGUGUACGCCUGAACCGGCGUCUUAUUCAAUGUCGUUUACACAGAGUGUGGUAACCGCUACAGAAAAACAGAACAAAUUACGGUAAAACACAACAGAAUACAAUAACGGAAGUGAAACACUCUUUGUAUUUCGACUGUAAUAACCUGUUGAUUCAAUGAGCAUUCUAUUUCUCUUAUCUAGAACCUCCUGUCAUUCGAUGUAAAACUCCUUUGGGAAUUGAAAAUGGAAAUAUAUCCGAUGUAGCUAUGACGUCAUCAACCAUCCUAGACGCCAGCUCUUUGCCACAUUUUGCUCGUCUGAGAAAUCAACUUGGUGGCUGCGCAUGGAUACCGGCGACGACUGCUGACCGUAACUCAUCGUGGCUUCAAUUGAUUUGGGGAGUCUGACAAAUGUGUCAGCGGUGGCUACCCAAGGCAAUUGUUUAGGUGACCAAUGGACAAAGUCAUACGUCAUCAUGUAUAGGGAAAAUGACGUGGACUGGAAAUAUUAUGGAGAACUGGGUAACAUUAGGGUCGGUAUUUAUAAAAUUCUUGCCCAAAUAAAAUGCAUUCACUAAUGGUUUCAUAAUUUUGUUAGGUAUUCGUUGGUAGCACCGACAGCAGCAGUGUUGUAACAAAUUAUUUCAAAUCUCCAUUUGAGGCAAGAUUCGUCAGAAUUUCUCCCAGAAGUUGGCACAAGGACGCUGCCUUGCGAAUUGAGUUGUUUACUGACAGCUGCACUCUUUCUGUAAGUUAAUAAUUAAAUCUUAGAAAAUUAAAAUGUUGGUGUCACAGACGUUUGUCAAUGUUCGUUUCAUCUCUGUAAUCAGGGUUUUUUUAUUCCUGCUGUUUGACUCGUCUCUGUCAACCCAUGCAUUUUUGCUGUUUCCUCCUGCUGAUUGCCUCAUUGGACCAAUAAAAUUAAAUAAGAUGGUCGUUAUUGGAUCUUGAAGGAGAACUUAUGAAUAACUUAAAUUCCAGUUAAUAUUUCUUCCUGUAUAGAUUAAUUGGACCGACAAAGAUGCUCUACUGUAGAGAGAACAGUGUAGAACCAAGUUCCCUGUUUAGAACUGAUAAAGCUAUCCAGUUUAAUUAAACAAAGUUAAGAUAGAGCUAUCCAGUUUAAACCAAGUUGAGAGAACUCUUUAUUUCUUUUUUCUAGCCAGUUUCUAACCAACAAGCACCACGAAGUUGUUUAGAUCAUCUGAAAAACGGUUUAAAAACCAACGGCUAUUACAACAUUUAUGACGCCAGCUCAAACCUCAUCACCGUUUACUGUGAUAUGACGUCAGAGUCUGGAAAAGCCUGGACACUAGUCAUGUCUUGGGCCACACGCAACAAAGACAUGGUAGAAUUUAAAUCAACAUUAUUAUCUGCAGAUUCCCCUGUAGAUGAAAGUUUACCAAACUGGAACAGAUACCGAAUGAGUUCGAGCAUGAUGAAUGACCUUAGUACCCAGUCCACUCACUGGCGAGCGACCUGUAGUUUUCCGACCCAUGGCGUUGACUAUGUUGAUUACGUCAGAGGAAAAUUUGUACAUUUUGACAUCAUAAAUUUUGUAGGAUCUGGUCAUUGCAAGAGAGUAGACUAUGUGAAUAUUCGUGGCCAUCAGUGUAGUGAUUGUAAUAUGUCGUGGUGGCAAACGUCUAAGGAUGGUCUUCACACUGAUAGUUCUGCAAUUUUUUGUGGUUACGAUGCAACGCAGGGGGCUGUUCGAACCGAAGAUAAUUUUGGGCUCUAUAUUGGAGUAAAUUCAAAUUUCCGCUGUACUGCCGACGCAAGUGCGACAACAAACUGGUGGUUUGGUGGAAAUGUCGCAUAA
Messenger RNA from Paramuricea clavata, 5197 nucleotides. NCBI's taxonomy places the organism in Eukaryota, Metazoa, Cnidaria, Anthozoa, Malacalcyonacea, Plexauridae. The record is from the annotation of a GenBank genome assembly.